Cryptococcus amylolentus CBS 6039 is the source of this 1236-nucleotide messenger RNA. RefSeq lists its product as hypothetical. The transcript is spliced from 7 exons. Lineage: Eukaryota; Fungi; Basidiomycota; Tremellomycetes; Tremellales; Cryptococcaceae. The coding region runs from base 38 to 1099 and encodes 353 amino acids. Gene Ontology annotation, molecular function: oxidoreductase activity, acting on the CH-OH group of donors, NAD or NADP as acceptor. The record is from RefSeq and is a predicted model, not a curated record.
UGCAGCUCUGCCCACACAGUCCCCAGCUCCAUCCAGCAUGUCCACCACUGUCCUCGUCACAGGUCUCAACGGCUUCGUCGCCGUCCAUGUUGCCGUCGCCUUCCUUUCCCGCGGCCACCACGUCGUUGGUACUGUCCGCUCAGAAGACAAGAAGGCCAAAGUCAACGAGCUCCUUGCUCUCACAAAGUAUGCCGCCGACGGCUCGCUGCAAGUCCUCGUGGUCCCCGACAUUGUCAACGCGGACUGGGACUGGGACACACCCCUCCUCAAGGAUGUCAACGCGAUUGCCCACGUCGCGUCGCCCUUCGACUUGACCCUACCUAACUAUGAACAGUACGCUGCUCCCGCCGUCACUGGUACUCGCAACUUGCUUCAGGCUGCAUCCAAGAAUCCCAACAUCAAGUCGGUUGUUGUCUUCUCUUCCAUGGUUGCUUCGUUGGAUGGCUUUAGCAAGGCCUCCACAGACCACGACGGCAAGGUCUACACUGAAGAUGAUUGGCUCCCUUUUACUGAAGAGGAUGCAAAGAAGAGCGACAACCCCAGUCUGUGGUACUCCGUCUCCAAAAAGUACGCCGAGCUCGAGGCAUGGAAGGUGCAAAAGGACACCAACGCCAAAUGGACCCUGGCCACCAUUCUGCCCCCUGCUGUCAUCGGUCCACCCGAUCAAAUCGGCGACCUCAAAGAGCUCCAAGGCUCUUUCGGACAAGACAUCUCGACUUCUGCCAUCUAUGCGACUUUGGCUUCCGGUACCACUGUUGAGCUCCCUUUCGACUUUACAGUUCGCUAUGUCGACGUACGAGACACUGCAGAAGCCACCUAUCUGGCGAUCACCAACCAUGUCAACGGCCGAUUCCACACCGCUGGCGAGAAGUACACUAACAAGCGGAUCGUCGACGUUGCUCGCAAGCUCAGACCUGACCUCGACAAAUUCUUCAACAAGGCCAAAGAGGACAGGCUCGACGAGCCUCCUGCGGGAUCUUAUGACAUUGACGCUAGUAAGAGCGAGAAGGAGCUUGGGCUCAAGUAUCGUACACUCGAAGAGACUGUCCAGGCCACGAUUGACACUUUUGAGAGGCUCGGAGUGUAUGCCAACGCAUAGUUGGGUUUCUUCUUCUUGAUCCCUUAUCUCCAGGGUGAAUAUGUUUAUGUUGUAGACAGGGCAGAGGUACAGGUAGCAUGUAGAUAGUCCAACACGAUGUGUACGCAAGUCAGCAAUGCCAAGAGUUGACAGGCAGA